UGCGCAUGGCUGGAAAUACGGAAGUAUCUGACCACGCUGUUUUGUUUUGAUUUUACAGAAGUCGAGUUGUCAAUAUUGUGUGAGCGAUCGUCGACAGUAACUCGUUAAUCAUGGGAAGAAUAGGGAAACCACAGAAGAGUAGGAAGCACAAGAAAGUAAAGCCGCUAGAUCCAAUAAAACAAGUGGAAAGUGAAGCACGUAAAGGUCAGCACAACCAGAAACCUAGAAAUGUGGACCAGGAAAUCCCCAAGAAGGCCAUUUUGUUGGGAGCCUCCAUAAAACGUCAUGCCUCGCAGAAGCAACAUGCAGGUGUCAACAAAAAGAGGAAGAAGAAGUGUGAGUUUAACAUCAGUGACCCAGAAACCAGAAAUACAUCAGGGAAGAAAGGUCAAUCCAGUUUCAACAAAUCAACCAUGAAAACAGUAGAUGAUGAAGACAUCGUAGACAAGUUUAUGUUUCACAGAAGCGGAGAUAUCAAUCCUUCAAUAACAAAAAGAGCAGAAAAAAUGAAAAUGAGAUCAAAAGAGCACAAGCAGAAACACAAAGAGAAGAAGAAAGAAAAAGACAGAGAAAAAGAACGAGACUUCAGCCAGUUCAAAGAUGAUGUACAGUUUGGGGAUAUAGUUCAUGCUCCCCCAAGCCUGUCUGUCCUCCCAUGCAAAGCACACACAGAACAAGGAAUUCCUAGGCCAGGAAAGAAGUCCCUGUUGCUGAAAGAGGUCUUCACAAGCAACUCCAGCUACAGUCAACAGACCCCCCCCGGUGGCCAGGGGGGACGGCGUGAGUUGGGGCAGACUGUCAAGAGGAAAAACCUCUCUAUGGCACAGCAACACAUUAUGGAUCAUGAGAGGGAGAAAGCUGUACAGCUCUAUAGGGAAUUGAAAGAUAAAAAGAUGAAAAGAUUUAACUGAAA
This is a messenger RNA of Haliotis rubra (blacklip abalone), 913 nucleotides long. Its product is annotated as coiled-coil domain-containing protein 137-like. The coding region runs from base 111 to 911 and encodes 266 amino acids. The record is from RefSeq and is a predicted model, not a curated record. The transcript is spliced from 7 exons. Lineage: Eukaryota; Metazoa; Mollusca; Gastropoda; Lepetellida; Haliotidae.